AUGCACAAUCAAAAUUCUAAAUCAUUUCUCAUACGAGAUCUAUUGGGGGACCUAAUAAAUCGGCAACAACAGCAGCAGCAACAACAACAACAACAACAUGAAGAUGAUUCUGACCUUUCCGACAACAAUUCCGAUAUUGAUAUAGAAGAUCGCUCCUCUCCCGACUCGGAAGCUUUAAAUUGCCAUUAUAAUGGCCAACAAAUGUCCAAUAGCCAUUUAUUAUUUAGCAAUAAUGAAUCCAGUCUAGACUCUUCCCACUACAUCAAUGACAGCGAACACAUGCAGCCCUCCCAGCUGCAGCAAGCACAUGGUGGUGGGUUUUUGGGGGAACAUAAGAUGGGCUUGCCGAAGAGUGGCCGAAAACCCAGACGUAGACGCACCGCUUUUACACAUGCCCAGCUGGCGUAUUUGGAGCGAAAAUUUCGUUGUCAAAAGUAUUUGAGUGUGGCGGAUAGAAGUGAUGUGGCGGAGACAUUGAAUUUGUCAGAGACACAAGUGAAGACCUGGUAUCAGAAUAGAAGAACCAAAUGGAAACGCCAAAAUCAAUUGCGCUUAGAACAGUUACGCCAUCAGGCCUCCAUGGAAAAGGAAUAUGUAGCGGAAAAUGGCUCCGCCAAUCCCUUGGGCUGCUGUCCACCCGGUUUAAGCUCUUUUAAUGCCUCAAAUCCCUGUAAUUUUCUAACAUCGGCUGCUGCAGCGGCCAUAUUUCGCAAUGUAGGCUAUGUGCAUGGCUGUCCGUUGUAAAACGUUUGUUCGUAAAUAAUAAUAUUUGUUGAAUAUUUAUUAAAUGAAUUAAGAUAUUUUGUAAAUACUAUUAAGAUAAUUUAGUUAGUUUUAAGUUUAGGAUUGUGUGUCACCAAACUGUGCAAUAUUUAUUUAAAAUUUGAGAAGAAAAAUC
Messenger RNA from Calliphora vicina (urban bluebottle blowfly), 898 nucleotides. Its product is annotated as barH-like 2 homeobox protein. The record is from RefSeq and is a predicted model, not a curated record. Bases 1 to 744 code for a protein of 247 amino acids. Gene Ontology annotation, molecular function: DNA-binding transcription factor activity, RNA polymerase II-specific; RNA polymerase II cis-regulatory region sequence-specific DNA binding. Lineage: Eukaryota; Metazoa; Arthropoda; Insecta; Diptera; Calliphoridae. Gene Ontology annotation, cellular component: nucleus. The transcript has 3 exons. Gene Ontology annotation, biological process: regulation of transcription by RNA polymerase II; cell differentiation.